This is a messenger RNA of Penicillium antarcticum, 2091 nucleotides long. Its product is annotated as CCCH zinc finger and RRM domain protein. Bases 1 to 2091 code for a protein of 696 amino acids. Gene Ontology annotation, biological process: mRNA processing. The transcript has 5 exons. Gene Ontology annotation, molecular function: RNA binding; metal ion binding. The record is from RefSeq and is a predicted model, not a curated record. Lineage: Eukaryota; Fungi; Ascomycota; Eurotiomycetes; Eurotiales; Aspergillaceae. Gene Ontology annotation, cellular component: nucleus.
AUGCAGUUUACCGACGAAGAAGCCACUGGAGUGAAGCAGUGGGUGGUGAAGAAACUGGAGGAUAUCUCCGAUGCCGACUCCGAUGUACUUGCAGACUACGUCCUCGCGCUGAUCAGAUCUGACGCGCCAGAUGACGAGAUUAAAAACACCUCAGUGGAAAAUCUGGAGGAUUUCCUGCGCGAGCACACCAAGCCCUUUGUCGAGGACCUCUUCUCAACCUUCGGUCCAAAGGCACCUGCCCCUCCUGAAUCGCAGCCUCAGAUCCAGCCCCAGCAGGCGUAUGCCGCAUCCCAAUCGCAAGCCCCAGUCAACAUACCGACGGGCCCCAGAAACGAUGCCCCUGUGAACCGGAAACGGACAUUCGGGGAGGGUUUCCAGGGCGAGCCAGAGCGCGAUGAUGGAAUGAUGCAGAACCGCGCGAUGAAAACUCCGCGACGUGGGGGACGCGGCGGCGGCCGUGGCGAUUUCAUGGGCCGUGGAAUGCAACCCGGACAACAAUUCCCCCAGCAGCAACAGCAGCCGGCUGGGUUCCCUAUGAUGCCGGGGAUGCCAGGCAUGCCGCAGUUCGACCCGAACGACCCCAUGGCUGCUAUGAUGGCCAUGCAGGGAAUGGGAUUCCCCCAGAUGCCGGGUAUGCCCGGUAUUCCCGGUAUGCCCGGUCUGCCCGGUGCACCUGGCCAGCCUGGUGGUGAGCAGAUGCCCAAGAGUAACGAGCGCUGUCCGAUGUAUGACACACAGGGUAUCUGCUACCUUGGGAACAACUGUUUCUACCAGCACGGCGAUGGUGCAAAGGAUGAUGAAUAUGACCCCAAGACUGCUGGUUACAACGGACGAGGCGGCGGUCAUCCUCGUGGUGACCGCGGUCGUGGCCGUGGCCGUGGUGGAUAUGGUCGACGAGGAAACGGCCGGUCCGAUUUCUCGUCCGCAGGCCCUAACGAGGACCAGUCAGUUACAACCAUUGUGGUUGAGCAGAUUCCCGAGGAGAAAUUCAAUGAAGAAUCUGUACGCGAAUUCUUCUCUGAAUUCGGUAACAUCGCCGAGGUUUCAUUGCAGCCCUACAAAAAGCUGGCUUUGGUCAAGUACGAUAGCUUUGCCGAAGCCAAGGCCGCCUGGUCGAGUCCCAAGGUCAUUUUCGACAACCGUUUCGUGAAGGUUUAUUGGUAUAAACCUAGCCGGGAGGAGAACCACGCACAGUCCGAGGCACCCGCAUUUAACCCAGAAGAAUUCGAAAAGCAACAAGAAGAAGCCCAACGGGCCCAUGAGGAGAAAAUGAAGAAACGUCAUGAGACUGAGGCAGCCAAGCAGGCUCUCGAGCGUCAACGCGACGAACUCCUCAAGAAACAGCAAGAUGAGAGGGCGCGCCUCAUGCAGCGCCUUGGAGGCUCCGCAGAUACCAGCAAUGACGGCAACGCUAUGGACACAGGCAGCGAGCCCGCAGAAGAGAAUGUGAGCGACGAGACAAAGCAGUUGCGCGCUCAAUUGGCUGCCCUUGAGGCCGAGGCGAAGAGUCUGGGUCUCGACCCGGAGGCUGAUCCUUCAAGCGGAGGCCGCGGUGGCUACCGUGGUCGUGGAGGAUACCGCGGCCGAGGCACAUACCGCGGACGUGGUGGGUAUGAUCCUUCGUCCCGCGGAGGAUACCGUGGGCGUGGUGGAUUUGGAGCUCGCGGACGAGGAGGUGUUCUUCGUUUGGAUAAUCGACCUCGCCGCGUUGCUGUGUCAGGCGUGGAGCUGAACUCUGAUAAGGACGAGGCACUGCGCCAGCACCUGAUGGGCAUCGGCGAAUACGAAUCCAUCGAAAGAAACCCAGAGCAACCCAACUCCGUCGUGGUAGCCUUCAAAGAACGCUUCCAAGCCGAAAAACUCAUGUUCUCUCCCUGGAACAUCCCAUCCGUCGGCGAGGUCCAGCUAACUUGGAUGCCCAACCCACCCAUCACUUUCCCACCCGCUGGAUCAGGGGAGUCCAAUGGUCCAGGUGGGUUUGACCACACCGAACCCGAAGACACACCCAUGUCGUCAGCGCCACCGCCGAACGCUGCACCCCCACGGGAUAUGGAUUACGAUGUUGCUGAGGACGAUAGCUGGGGCGCGUAG